CCAACCAUACAUCACCCUAUCGGCUCAGCCUAACCAGUUCGGUAGCCGAACAGCAUGGUCCUCACUGAGGACAUACUACAAACACGUGCUACUACGUCAUGAAUGACUUGAGCGGAGGAGGACUCGAGAUGGAUUGCAGCGGAUGGCAUUUGUCUUCCGACUCUUCUUCGAUAUAGAAUCAGACCUCACCAACCAUUGACGAGCAAUGGAGGGCACGAUUCAAUGCUCAGCCAACUACGUCCCUCUGUCCCCAAUAAGUUUCCUGGAACGAUCGGCGAUCGUUUACAGAGACAGACUCUCUAUCGUGUAUGGGAAUCAUGUCAAGUACACCUGGAGAGACACUCUCCAUAGGUGUAUCAAGCUCGCUUCUGCUCUCACCCACUUGGCUGUUUCUUCAGGGGAUGUCGUUGCCGUGUUGGCCCCAAACAUUCCAGCAAUGUAUGAGCUACAUUUUGGAGUUCCAAUGGCUGGAGCAGUCCUUUGUACACUUAAUAUUCGUCAUGAUUCAGCAAUGGUGUCGGUGUUACUGAAGCAUUCAGAGGCCAAGGUCUUAUUUGUAGAUUACCAGCUUCUAAAUAUUGCUAGGGGAGCAAUAGAAAUUAUAUCUAAGACAAGCACCAAGCUGCCUCAUCUAGUCUUAAUUUUGGAGUCUGAUAAACCAUCCACCAGCAGCAGUAAUGUGGUCUCCACUUCUGGAAACUUGGAUUAUGAGAGUCUUUUAGCAACGGGAAAACCUGAUUUUGAGAUCAAACGGCCGAAUGAUGAAUGGGAUCCUAUUUCGCUUAAUUAUACUUCAGGCACGACAUCAAGCCCAAAAGGUGUCAUUUACAGUCAUAGAGGUGCCUACCUCAAUUCUUUAGCCGCUAUUCUUCUUAAUGAUAUAGCCACAAUGCCUGUAUAUUUAUGGACAGUUCCAAUGUUUCACUGCAAUGGCUGGUGCCUUACUUGGGCUGUGGCGGCACAGGGUGGCACAAAUGUUUGCUUGAGGAAUGUCUCUGCAAAGGGAGUUUUUGACAGUAUUGCUAGGUACCAAGUGACCAACAUGGGUGGUGCACCAACAGUCUUGAACAUGAUAGCAAAUGCCCCGGCUAGUGACAGAAACCCACUUCCAAGGAAGGUGGCAGUAAUGACAGGUGGUGCCCCGCCACCUUCGCAAAUACUUUUCAGGAUGGAAGAAUUAGGUUUCGGUGUUACUCACUCGUAUGGUUUGACAGAAACUUAUGGUCCUGGCACAGUUUGCACUUGGAAACCUGAGUGGAAUACACUGCCUCCUCAAACACAGGCAAAGAUCAAGUCCCGUCAGGGCUUGCACCAUCUUGGCAUGGAGGAUGUUGAUAUUAAAGAUCCGGUUACCAUGAAGAGUGUUCCGCCUGAUGCAAAAACAAUGGGUGAGGUUAUGUUCAGAGGCAACACUGUUAUGAAUGGGUACCUGAAAAAUGACAAAGCAACACAGGAUGCUUUUAAAGGUGGGUGGUUCCGAAGCGGGGACUUGGGGGUUAGACACCCUGAUGGUUACAUAGAACUAAAGGAUCGUUCGAAGGACCUUAUAAUUUCCGGGGGAGAGAAUAUCAGCACAAUUGAGGUGGAAUCUGUGCUUUUUACUCAUCCUGUGGUUCUUGACGCGGCAAUUGUGGGAAGGCCUGAUGAUCACUGGGGAGAAACACCCUGUGCAUUUGUGAAGUUGAAGGAUGGAUGUAAUGCCAGUGCAGAUGAAAUUAUUAAGUACUGUCGCGAUCGAUUGCCGCAUUACAUGGCUCCACGAACUGUUGUUUUUGAGGAUUUGCCAAAAACAUCAACUGGGAAGACUCAAAAAUUUAUCCUCAAGGAGAAGGCCAAGGCCAUGGGGAGCCUUCCAAAGAGCAGAACCAGCAAACUGUAAUGUAUCUUCCACUGGGAUAUAUAUUGUUAUUUGUAAGCUUAUACUGGCAUUUUUUUGAUGCAAUAAAUUUGAUCUUAUUGAUUUAAGUAUUUGAUAAUCGAAUGUAGAUAUGUCCAAUUGACUAUGUACUCAUAAAUUUAUAAUAUAUUGUGGCUGUUGCAAAUUUCUAGCAA
This is a messenger RNA of Cornus florida, 2052 nucleotides long. Its product is annotated as butanoate--CoA ligase AAE1. Lineage: Eukaryota; Viridiplantae; Streptophyta; Magnoliopsida; Cornales; Cornaceae. The record is from RefSeq and is a predicted model, not a curated record. The coding region runs from base 206 to 1879 and encodes 557 amino acids. The transcript is spliced from 2 exons.